CACCUUGAGGAAUGGAAAGACACCCCACGGGAGCAGGGAAUGCUGUCCUCAAAAAGAAGAAAGAGGUGCCUCCGCUCUUCACCCGGCCGCCGCUGCUUGGGCCCACGCUUCUUGCGAGGCGGGGACAGGGCCAGGAAAGCUGACUGUGCCGGGGACGCCUUGACCUAGGGCACCAGAGGAGCGGACACGGGUGCCGGGCCCACAACCGGAACAGGUACACGAGAAGUUGGCCCCAGGUCGGGCCCGCCUCGCCCUGCCUCGCCCAUAGCCGCCGGCACAGUAUAAGGCACCCCGCCCCCGUGAACCCAGAGGUCCCUGAGCUCGCUCACCUGCAGCCGAGUCACCAGUAGGCUGUAGGGCGCCAUUUUGUGCACUGACAAAGAUGAGGUCGCAUGCAAGUGACGUCCCAAACGGCGCCUUUUAAAGCCUUUGGGCAGGGGCGUGCCCGGAAGAGUGGGGCGUCACGGUGAAGGCGAGGCCUCCCUAGGGGCACCAGAACCCUGGGAACGCAAUGAGCGGAGCUCAAGAGUAAUGAACAGACACGCAAGAGGAAAUAGAACUGCCUAAAGACACUUGCAGAAGUAGAUACCAAGCACAAAUAUGUUUUAUCCAAGAACAAAUUUUAGUUAUCUCUGCCAUCCAAAUCUGGGAGUGUUUUUAAGACUUUCAUGCACCUGCCAGGACCUGGCCACGCAGCAGCGACAGAAACUCGCGCGAGAGCAAGAGGGGCCUGGUGCAAGGAUCGUAAACUGACGGAAGCUUAGAGGACCAAUCACAGCGACGUGGAGGCAGGAACAAUGGGAAAUAAAGGUCGGACGGAAGUUCCCGAAGCUUCCGGUGGCCGGCUUAAUUGGGAGCUAUGGCUAAACAUCAUCCUGAUUUGAUCUUUUGCCGCAAGCAGGCUGGUGUUGCCAUCGGAAGACUGUGUGAAAAAUGUGAUGGCAAGUGUGUGAUUUGUGACUCCUAUGUGCGUCCCUGCACUCUGGUGCGCAUAUGUGAUGAGUGUAACUAUGGAUCUUACCAGGGACGCUGUGUGAUCUGUGGAGGCCCUGGGGUCUCUGAUGCGUAUUAUUGUAAGGAGUGCACCAUCCAGGAGAAGGAUAGAGAUGGCUGCCCAAAGAUUGUCAAUCUGGGGAGCUCUAAAACAGACCUCUUCUAUGAACGCAAAAAAUACGGCUUCAAGAAGAGGUGAUUGGUGGGUGGCCCCUUCCUCCCCCCAACAUCAAGCUGCUGCAGCUGCCAGAAAACAUGCCUACUACUACCAGCAGAAAGGGAGCAGAGACCAUAGCAUCACCAGGAGUGCCUGCUAGUGUACUGGCAGCUUGCCACCCCCUCCUCUCCCUUCACCCAGACGUGGUAGGGAUGGAAAAGGAUUCUUCACAGAGCACUCUGGCACACCGUAUCAGAGAAAAGUUGAUAGAUUAGUUAAUGAUUUUUCUUGAAUUCGAGAAGCAGAGAUCUGUUCUCCAUAUUGAUAUGUUCUCCCUCAACCAAGAUCUUCUAAAAAGAAGUAAUAUUUUAGUCUUCUGCUCGAGGAGUUGGCUGUGAAGCUACAGCCGGUGAAAACCACGUUCUUGCAGCAGCUCUGGUGGCAGCUGUCCUUGAGGAACUUUUGGUGUGUGGUGGGAAGCUAUCAGAACAAGAAAUGUAGGCAUUUACUGUUUUGGGGGGAGAGGGAGGGGUGCUCCGCCAUCUUGAAAGGCAUUUAUUCAUUUAACACUUGUGCUGUUGUCAUGUUAUUUUCCUUUUGAGAAAUUGGAAACUCUGUUGCUAUUAUGUUAAUAAAGUUGGUGUUUAUUUUCUGGUA
This is a messenger RNA of Macaca mulatta (Rhesus monkey), 1807 nucleotides long. RefSeq names its product PHD finger protein 5A (gene PHF5A). The record is from RefSeq and is a predicted model, not a curated record. NCBI's taxonomy places the organism in Eukaryota, Metazoa, Chordata, Mammalia, Primates, Cercopithecidae. Gene Ontology annotation, biological process: mRNA splicing, via spliceosome.